Messenger RNA from Colletotrichum truncatum, 2082 nucleotides. RefSeq lists its product as uncharacterized. The record is from RefSeq and is a predicted model, not a curated record. Lineage: Eukaryota; Fungi; Ascomycota; Sordariomycetes; Glomerellales; Glomerellaceae.
AUGGAAUAUAGCCGACCUGCGCAGGAAUCCAGCUUGAGGAGGAAGCCAGUUUCCACACGUCCGGAAUCAUACGACGCGAUCGAUGUCGAACAGGUCCCGCUAUCGUCACUGCGCCAGCAUCAACGGAAAGAGUCGGACAAGAGCCAAUCGGUGGCGGCGAAUGAAGGCGACUUGAACCCUCUUAUCCAAACCCAGGACGACCCAGCUUGGUUCCAGAAUUCCAUGAAAGAUGAACGAUCGGCAUCUGCAAAACCAGCACCUGUUGACAGCGAGGCCAAUGAUGCCUUCCCGGGCUUGGGCACUCCGAAAUCUGCUGGCGGUGGUUACCGUUACGAGAAACUGUCGCCCUCAAAUCACAAACCUUCGGUGACUGAAGUCACUCAUGACCCGUCAAGUCCCAAGUCGAACCUCCCGCGAGGGCUGGGUCCCAACCAGGGCCACCCGAAACUACAGCCGUGGAGUUCAACACUGUUCGCAUGGUUGCCAGAAUUGAUAUGGUGCCUAAUAAGUAUUGCUUCAGUGGUGGGCCUAGCUAUCCUGCUCAAUCAAUUCCACGAGAAGCGUCUGCCCGAAUGGCCUCUGGGAUUGACUCUCAACACCGUGGUCGCUUUACUUGCUACUUUCGCCCGAGCCGCGUUCAUUGUACCCGUCUCUGAGAGUCUCUCGCAGUUGAAGUGGCUCUGGUUUCGCAAGGAAAGACCACUGAGAGACUUUCAAGACUUCGACGCGGCGACUCGAGGGCCAUGGGGAAGUCUCAUGUUAAUGAAGACCACCAAGGGCUGGUCACCGAGUCUCAUUUCUACCGUCGUGUUUAUCACGGCGAUACUUACGUCGACCUUGACGCAGUCUACGGUGACAUAUCCCACACGUCUGGCGCCAAUCGCCUCGAGACCAGUGCUGCCACGGGCCGUAAAGUUUUACACAAAUACUGCCAAUUUGCUGUAUGACCCGACGUCCGACUUGAAGCACGACACCAGUAUCUACACUGGCCUCAGCUACAACUAUGACACGGAGUUCCCGUUCGAACCGCCAAGAUGCCCGACGACUGAGUGCCGCUGGGAAACCUUUAGUACACUCGGAAUCUGUGCCAAAACAUGGAACAUCACCAAUCUUCUAAACGUGACUUACGGGAAAGGGAAAGAAAGCAAGAUGCUCAAGCUUGCAUCGCUACCAAACGGCGCGUAUGCUAACCUGAGCAUGCCAAACAUGGGCAUGGUAAGCUUGAGCAGCGGUAUGAAGUCUUUAUACGUCGAGCCCGAGGACUCCACGACCGAUGCCGUGUCCCAAUUCCAGAUAAUAUACUCCCUGUACGGGGGAGGAAUAGGUGCCAUGGAGGCGAAUUUCUAUUUCUGCGUUCAGAGAUAUAACGUUUCGGUACACGAAAACAUAGUCACUCGAGAACUGAUCGACGCCACGGCAGACGCCGAAUACGACUUGUUUCCCAUGCCGAACCACCCUGCCCCAGUCAACCUGACGGGGCUGAAGGUACCGGGUGAACCAGGCACAAAGUAUCCGUACGGUGGAAAGGGAAUGAGCGCAUUGCAGAGCAGCCUAGCUUCAACACCGAAUGGUUCGUACUCGCAAUUGUCGGGUUCAGCCCUUGAACGUGGACGAGCGCCGUCCCGGUAUUUUAGUAUGAUUAGCGAUGCAUACAAAAAGGCGAACGGUUCAGCAGAAAGCGUAGUGGAGGGCGCUAUUUGGAACAUUACAAACAACAUCGCCAGAAGCUUGACGAACUCGUUAUCUGACGAUCUGACCAAUGUGACGGGCGAGGCCCUCAUUACCGAGACUUAUGUUCACGUGCGAUGGGAAUGGUUGGCUUUCAUUUCGUCGCAAAUCGCACUUUCGAUUUUGUUACUGGCCAUUGCCAUUAUCCAAGGGAGGAAAGCUGGGCUUGGAGUCGUCAAGAGCUCGACCCUUCCGGCAUUCUUCGCGGUCAAUACGCAAGACAGACUGUUGUUGGAGAACGGCGUGUCCGACAAGUACAGACAGGAGGAGGCUCAGGGCAUAUUGAAGAACGGUUCUGGUAUUGGUUGGAAGUUUGGCUUGACGGAACGUGGUUGGGUGCUGAACCGUUCAUGA